Messenger RNA from Cryptomeria japonica (Japanese cedar), 474 nucleotides. RefSeq lists its product as uncharacterized. NCBI's taxonomy places the organism in Eukaryota, Viridiplantae, Streptophyta, Pinopsida, Cupressales, Cupressaceae. The transcript has 2 exons. The record is from RefSeq and is a predicted model, not a curated record. Bases 1 to 474 code for a protein of 157 amino acids.
AUGUCCUCCACUUCUUCUCACAGUUCCUUCUCUUCUGACAGCUCUUACGAAGAAGGAGAAUUUCGUGCAGAUGAUUUGAGUUUAUUGAUACCGUCGUAUCGUAGAUUGUUUAGAGAUUUAGAGAGAGAUGUUCAAAAUAAUGCUAGCCGUCGUGCUUUAAAACCUCUUGUGGAUAAGAUAAACGGACUUUCAUGCCCAAUUUGUAUGGAGAAUUUCCAAGUGGGUAGUGAGGUUCGCCAGAUGCCCUGUCAUGAAUGCCACUCUCAUUGUAUUAAGUCAUGGCUGGAAGAGAAUAGGAGUUGUCCAACGUGCAGGACUGAAGUGGAAUCAAGAAAUUCGCGUGAACAGAGAAAUCGAAGUUCAGAGAGUUCAGAAAGGCAAGAUGAAGAUGAAAGAAAUUCAAGGCCUCCUCCGCCAGAGAAUAGUAAUCGUAGAUCACGUUCACGUUCUCCCCAGCGGAGACCAACAUUCUAA